AAAUUAUGACCUUUACCGGUUAUUAAAAAUAAUGUGUACAAUUUAUGGAUACAUAUUUCGUCUAGCGUAUAAGGAAGAUGACUUGGAUUAACGUGUUUGUAUUUCUUUCAGCCAUCGCGCUAGUUUUAUUGAAUACUGUAACCAAAGGACAAUUACUAAAGGAAGGAGAUUGUAUAGAUAUACCCGCUGUUGAAAAGUUUGACUGGCACAAGAUUGCUGGUAAAUGGUUUAUUCAAGAAAGAUUUGGUGAUGCUUCUCAUAUAUCCUGUCCCGAACUGCAGAUAUACUCAAUAAAAGAGGAAGAUGGAACACUUGACGUAUACAUAGGAUAUCUUAAUAAAACGUCCACAGAGUUUAAUAAUCAUUUUUAUGGAGUAUAUACACCUAGUUCAACUGAUUCAGGAAGAGCAGUUUUUGAUGCAGUAAGUGGACCUGCCAAAGGUCUAUACUUUCCAUUCACAGUUGUGGAUAUUGACUACCAAGAAUAUAUGCUUGUGUAUACUUGUAUUCCUCAUCCUAAGAGAACAGGAACAAAUUUAGAGUUUGUUAUCAUCUAUUCACGAAAACGAGAUAAACUGACUACAGCAAUCAAGAAUCGCCUGUCAAGACUACUUGACCAGUAUGAUGUAAAUGCAAAUAACUUUAGUUCUUUUGAUCAGAAUAAAGAAACAUGUGAAACUAAGACAGAAAAAGGAGAAUUGUAAUAGCUUAACGAAGUGAAUAGAUUAUGACCACAUAUGAGAAUGAGAUCAAAUGUAAACGUGUAGUAUAAUUAGGUCUUUCCACUUUUCUGUUGAAAGACCUAUUGGUUUUCUUCUGAUUAUUUUUUUUUUCUUCCGCCAAAUUUUGUUCUUGCGAUAAAUUUUUGUUUCGCAAGAUGUCGCUUAGAUGUUUCGUAUAUGAUAUCGAACAGUUUAUGCGCCUUUGAAAUUGACCCUGCUUAACCGAAUACUUUUCUUGGUAGGAGUUAUCUCCCUGAACACUGUUUUCCUUGUGCAUGCAUCUCCUCCGUAACCGUAUAAGAAAGCAACAAAUUUAUUUUACCAAAUUGCUUGUUAUAUCCUCAGGAUGUUUUGUCCAAUUUUGACCGAAGCGAUACGUAAACUCCAUAUGAGAGUUAUUUCCCCUUCUGUAUUUGACAUAAGGGAUAUAUAGAUGUAUAGCAUGAAUGGUGAGUGAUAGAGACCUAAGGUAUAUUGAUUUGAGAUCCUUGGUUCAUUUAAUUGAAAUUGAGGCCAAGGUCAAAGGUCAAGGUCAUAUUCUAAAUUUUGACUUUUCCUUGUUAUUUGAUCUCCUCUGUCACUUUUAAAGAUACAAAUUAAAGAACUAGUGCAAAAUGUUUGCUCAAUUGUGAUUAAGAUAUGAUACAUUUGGUCUGAAACAAUCCAAUGAUAUCUUAUAGGAGUUAUUGUCCCUGAAAUGAUUCAAUUUAAGGUUAAUUGAUUAUUACUCCAACUUGGUACAUGAUAAAGCCAUAGGGUCUUUUGCAAACUGUUGGUUGACACAUGACCUUGAAAAAAGUAAACCGGAAGUCAACUGAAGUGAACCGGAAGUACUAUUUUUUGCACUUAUUUCAUGGAAAAGUACCUAGAAACCAUAAAUUUUUUGAAUGAUCAUAGGUUUACCUAUCAUUUGAGACAUUUUAUAAACCGGAAGUAGCAUAUUAUCUUCCUUAUUACAGGCAUAAGUAUAUACAAACUAUAUAUUUUUGGAAUCAGUGUGAAUAAAGCUAUCAUAUGAGACCGGAAGUGACAUUUUCUAAACCGGAAGUUGGCAAUUAUCUCCCUUAUUUCAGGCAAAAGUAUAUAGAAACCAUUUAUUUAUUGAAUCAGUAUGAAGAAAUCUAUACUUUGACGCUAUUAACAACUUUGAGUAAACUUGAAGUAGCUUCUUAUCAAUUAUUUAGAAAAUUGAUGUGGAAAGACCUUCAAUUGUUCUUUGAAUUAUUAUUAUAUUUUUCUUCUUCCGCCACUUUUUUCUGAUGGUGCUUUUUUGUUUCGCAAGAUGUCGCUUAGAUUUUUUGUGUAUGAUAUCGAACAGUUAUUGCAAUUUUGAAACUGACCCUGUUUAGCCGAAUACUUUUUAUUGUAAGAGUUAUCUUCCCAAACACUGUUUUUCUUGUGUACGCAUCUCCAUCGCAACCGUAAAAGAUUAUGACGAAUUUAUGUCUCCAAUUUGUUCGUUAUAUCCUCAGGAUCUUAAGCAUAAUUUUGACCGAAGCGGUCCAGAAACUCCAUAUGAGAGUUAUUUCCCCUUCUGUAUUUAAAAUAAAUAAAAUGUAAUUGUAAUUGGUAAACCAUAAGUGAUAAGGACCUAGGGUCUUUUGAUUUGAGGUCCUUGGUCCAAAAAAAAGAAAAUAGGGCAAGGUCAAAGGUCAAGGUCAUUUUUAAAUUUAGAUUUUGGCUUAUUUUCACCUCUUUUCGAACACGGUAUAAGAUAUCGACAACAUAUUUUUACUUAAUUGUUAGUUGCUACAUGUCGUAACACAUACAUAUCGGUUUAAAGGGUACGUUUACAUCAAAUGAGAGUUUUCUCCCCUCUUUUAUUUGAAAAUAUGCAUAUGGUGAUAUAACUUAUGAACCAAAUAUAAUUAAGUCCUAGGGUCUUUUGAUUUUAGGUCCUUGGUUGAUGACCUUGAAAUUGAGCUCAAGGUCAUAGGUUAAAUUGACGUUCUAGAUUUUGACCUUUGCUUUUACCUCAUAUGUAUACAUGAUAAAUCCAUGGGAUUUUUGCAUUAGGUUUCAAGCCAUUUAACCUAAGACAACCGGAAGUGACCUUGUUUAAACCGGAAGUAGCUUGUUUUUUGUACUUAAUUGAUGUAAAAGUUUAUAGAAGCAUAUAUUUUUGGUAUCAGUGUCAAUUAAACGUUUGAAUAAUACCGGAAGUAACAUUUUUCAAACCGGAAGUAACAAAUUAUCUCCCUUAUUUAAAAAAUAUUGUAUAGAAACUAUAUAUUUUUGGAAUCAGCGUACAAUAAGCUAUCAUUUGAAGCUGGAAAUGACAUUUUAAAACGAAUUUUACUAUUUUCAUAUUAAAAUACAUGUUUUUUGUGGAAAGACCUUCAAUUCUUCUCUGAACAAUUGGUUUUUAAUUAUCUUUAUGUUUAUUCUGUUACAUAAACAACUGAAUUAAAUUAUACAAAAUUCUGGAACGACAUUAUAUAUUCAAUGUUUUAAAAGAAAGUUGAAGGCUGUAAACUAUAAAGUUAAAUAAAACUGAUAAUUUA
Messenger RNA from Mytilus californianus (California mussel), 3226 nucleotides. RefSeq lists its product as uncharacterized. The transcript has 5 exons. The coding region runs from base 78 to 704 and encodes 208 amino acids. NCBI's taxonomy places the organism in Eukaryota, Metazoa, Mollusca, Bivalvia, Mytilida, Mytilidae. The record is from RefSeq and is a predicted model, not a curated record.